This is a messenger RNA of Camponotus floridanus (Florida carpenter ant), 2690 nucleotides long. Its product is annotated as protein fem-1 homolog CG6966. Gene Ontology annotation, molecular function: protein binding. Gene Ontology annotation, biological process: ubiquitin-dependent protein catabolic process. The coding region runs from base 411 to 2297 and encodes 628 amino acids. Gene Ontology annotation, cellular component: ubiquitin ligase complex. The transcript has 8 exons. The record is from RefSeq and is a predicted model, not a curated record. NCBI's taxonomy places the organism in Eukaryota, Metazoa, Arthropoda, Insecta, Hymenoptera, Formicidae.
AGCGCGAGCUCAGUCGUUUACGAGCCGUCAAGCGGACUGUUGCUACCGCCACCUGACGAGUGAACGGAAACACGGAUCGAGCGCGACUGUUUCGUCCUCUCGCUUGUUUAGACCGACUUUUUGUGCACGCGGACGAUCGUUCUCUCAAUUUUCCGAUCUCUCGCGUACGAAACGAGCCUCUUCACGAGCGAAGGGUGACGCGAUCCCGCUAACGCGGUUUUUUUUCGUUUUUCAACGUAUCGCCUUACAGUAAGUGGAGGAGGGGGAGACGGAGGAAGCGCCGCUUCAGUUCUCCGGGGUGUCGACGACAUCAACGACGUCAACUUGGACGACGAGAAUACGUGGUACGAUCUACGUGCGACGAAGGGGAGACAGCCCAAUCGACGUGACGUGGGUCGGAGUAUGUGAAAAUGGAUUUUAAGAGCGUGGUGUACAGCGCUGCGAGGGACGGCAAGCUUAAACGUCUCAAGGUGUUUCUAGAGCAUCGGGGCAAAGAUGAGGUAGGACAAUUAGUUGGUGCCAAAACCCACGGCGCAACACCGUUAGUUAUGGCAUGUCGGAACGGACAUUACGAUGUAGCAGAAUACCUCAUUGAAAAAUGCGGGGCGGACGUGGAGCAGCCCGGGUCAGUGGUUUUCGAAGGCGAGACAAUCGAGGGCGCACCACCCCUAUGGUGCGCGGCUGCCGCUGGUCAUUUGGCCCUUGUUAAACUGCUAGUGAGACGAGGUGCCAAAGUGAACUCCAUCACGAAAACAAAUUCCACGCCUCUUCGCGCUGCAUGUUUCGAUGGACAUUAUGAUAUCGUCAAGUUUCUAGUACAACAUGGCGCAGAUAUCGAGAUGGCAAAUCGACACGGGCACACAUGUCUGAUGAUUGCAUGCUACCGGGGUCACGUGAAAAUCACAAAGUUCCUACUCGCUCUGAAAGCGGAUGCAAAUCGCAAGUCCGUGAAGGGCAACACGGCGCUACACGACUGCGCCGAAAGCGGAUCCCUGGAGAUACUGAAGAUACUUGUCGAGCACGGCGCUCAGAUGGACGUGGACUCUUAUGGGAUGACGCCACUUCUCGCGGCAGCAGUAACAGGUCACACACAUAUCGUCGAGUACCUCAUAGGCAUUCCGCAACUUUUCAGCAGGAAAGAACGCAUCGAUGCGCUGGAGUUGCUCGGGGCGACAUACGUGGAUAAGAAAAGAGAUAUGAUAGGCGCUCUGCAGUUCUGGAAGCGAGCUAUGGACGAGAGAUAUCGAGGAGACGGCCCGAUGAUAUCAAAACCUGAAUUCCCGCAUCUUGUAGCUGCUUACGAUUUCGCCCGAGAGGUAGUCGAACCCGAGGCUUUGGACGAUUUGUUGGCGGAUCCAGACGAAAUGCGCAUGCAGGCACUGGUGAUCAGAGAACGAAUAUUAGGACCGGCUCAUCCGGAUACGAGUUACUACAUCAGAUAUCGCGGAGCGGUUUAUGCGGACGCGGGUAAAUUUCGUCGCUGUAUCGAGCUGUGGAAUUAUGCUCUCGAUAUGCAGCAGAGCAUGCUGGAGCCGCUAAACCCUAUGACGCAGAGCUCUCUAUUCAGUUUCACCGAACUCUUUAGCUUUAUGGUGGGUGAGGAAGGCAGACAGACAACUAGGGGUCGCAGAGUACCGCCGGUAAAAAGAGAAGAUCUUUUGAAAGUCUUCGAGAAAGCUGUUAACGAAGUGGCAAAAGGAAAGCAAAUGUUGGACAAAAUGAGCGAUUUGGCGUGCGACCGCGAUUUAACAUUCUUAAACAGAGUCCUCGUAAUUACCCUGCAUUUGGCGUGUCUGUUAACACGUGAGACUGGAGAGAAGGGUAGCGAAGAGUACAUCGCCUUACAUAAGGAGUUGUACAAGUUAGUUCGAAUAAAUGCCAAAGGCAAACAGGGUCGUGACGCGCUGCAAUUAAGUCACAGCGAAGACGGUGCUCUAGUUGGUAGAUAUCCCACAUGCAAAUUUCCAUCUCCUGAUUUAACCAAAGCUCUGCUAAGAGUAGGCGCGGACGUAACUGCCAAGGAUAAUGACGGGAACACGGCACUUCAUUUGACUGCACUGUUGCGUCCUUGGCGGCCGGUCUUAUCGAUCGAUCUGCUCGACGCCGGCGCGCAUCUCGAUGCUGUCAACAACGAUGGCAAAACAUUCGAGAUGUUGUUAUGCGAUAAGGAGCUUUACGAUUCGAUUUAUCCUCUGAGAUAUACCACAUUAGCUUGUCUUGCUGCGCGAGUGGUUAGAAAGACGCAAAACAUUAGUAGAGUACCCCAACACCUUCGCGCUUUUGUCGAAAUACAUUAGCAAUUUUAAGAAGAUGCAAAUGAAUACGCACGCGCGCAGGACAUGAGACCGCCGUUCCUGAGUGACUACGCGACAGUCAUCUCAUCCUAAUUGACUGAUUAUGAGAAAAUUUAACGAGAGUUUCAUGGAGAAGUGAUAAUUCGGAUAUUGCUGAAUCCGAUUUAUUUCUGACACUGAGACUCGUCUUUUUAUAUCGAAAUAAAGGUAAAAGAUUGUUUCGUAAAAUACAAUUCUUUUAACCAACAGAAUACUAUAUAUAUGUAUAUGAAGCACACAUGAUCCCAAAAAGAUCUCUUAAUUAUUUUCUCCGGUAUAAAACAUGUUUUGCAAUAAGAUUUUUUCAUAGAAAUUAAAGCAUUUUUGUUUACAUUUUACAAUUGGCAUGUUUUUUUA